UCUUCCACCUUUACUUUCCACAAUGUAAUUUGAUUGUAACCGACAUCACAUCAUCCAUCCCUACCCUUUUUUGUUUUCAGUUGUAAUUUCCUUUUUCCUCUCUCUUUCUGCGAAAGAACCGCGAAUAGAACAAUAACAAACUGUAGUAUCCUCUCAUUCAUCCUUCAUUUUUAAAAAAUUAUGUACAACAAUGUUUUAUUGCAUUCAAAAUCAAAUUUUAGUCAAAAUUAAUUCAUGGGUUUUUCUUGAAAUUGAAUGAUUCAUUUAUUAAUUAUUUAAAGGAGUAAUCUCUGUACUUUUUGAUUGAUUUUGAAAAGUGGGUUUAGUUAUGAGAUUCAUUGUUGAAAAUGGGUCCUUUUGGAGUUUGUGAGAAAGGAGGAAACAUGUCUGAAUUGGUUGCUCGAACUGGUCGUCUUCAACAACGCUAUGAAGAUGGUUGUCGUCUUGUUGCAGGGUGUAUCCCCUUUAGAUAUAGAAGCUGUGAUGAAAGUGAUGGAACCGAAUCUGAGAAGAUUGUGGAAGUACUUAUGAUCAACUCAACUAGUGGACCCGGUCUUUUGUUUCCUAAGGGUGGCUGGGAAAAUGAUGAAACUGUUGAAGAGGCAGCGAGGCGUGAAGCAAUAGAAGAGGCUGGUGUGAAAGGUGACUUAUUGGAUUGUGUGGGUUACUACAACUUUAAGAGCAAAACUCUGCAAGAUGAUUUUAGUCCAGAAGGCUUAUGCAAGGCCGCUAUGUUUGCAUUACUUGUGAAGGAAGAGCUCGAAUAUUGGCCUGAACAGAGCACUCGGCAGAGAAAAUGGCUAACCAUACCCGAAGCUUUAGAAUGCUGCCGACACCCAUGGAUGCGGAAAGCCCUCGAAGAAGGCUUCAUGGAGUGGCAUGCUAGGUUCACAAACACCGAGUAAGAACUAGAAAUUUAUCCAUACGAAACCGACUUGUUGGAUUGAAGACAAAUGCAUAUAUAUGUAGUCAAGCUAAAACUUUUUCGCUUUCGUUUCCUCCUUCAAGUUUCGCUUGAUUUCAAUUCACGACGCGUACUCAGGAUGUCUGUAGGAGCUUUUGCUUUGAAUUUUUGGUCCCUAGGAAGGGCUGCCAUCUCUUGUUUAUUCUUUUUUCCCUUUUUUCUUUUUUUUUUCCUAUGAAAAACUAUUUAGGCUCAACAUUUUCUAGAACAGUAUUCUGAUUUCCAUUAGAAAACUGUACAUUGUGAAGAGGUCUAUAUGGAGAUUAGACAAUUAAUAAUAUAAUUAAUACA
Molecule: messenger RNA, 1255 nt
Organism: Amaranthus tricolor (Joseph's coat)
Lineage: Eukaryota; Viridiplantae; Streptophyta; Magnoliopsida; Caryophyllales; Amaranthaceae
Product: nudix hydrolase 16, mitochondrial-like
Exons: 4
Coding region: 348-905 (185 amino acids)
Cellular component (GO): cytoplasm; nucleus
Molecular function (GO): pyrophosphatase activity
Source: RefSeq, a predicted model, not a curated record